AAAGACUCCAGUCUGUAGCUCUAGUUUGAAAAUGAUCUCACUACAACUUGCAACGUGUGUGUUUGUACAGAUCAUGAUGCGCUGACAACCAGGAGUGGCCUGAAGACAGUGCUUGUACAGUAAUAAGGACUUCACUUGCAACUUAGGACCUUUAAAAGAAACUGCAGCUGUCUUGUGUUGUGAAAUGAUGCAGCUGGAAGCACCAGAGGCUUAUCGCACUCAGUUGACAGCAGAGGGCCUCCGGGUCUUGCUGCCACAGGGACAUGCAGUGAAGCAGAGUCCAGUGUCUUCUAUUGCAACCAUCCGAGAGGAUGGUUCUUUCGACCUCACAGCCAUUGCACAGAAGCUUUGCCAUGACAGGCUGCGCCGCCUGGUGCUCUGGGAGGUCUUGGCGGUGUUCCUUCAGAGUCUCGUGGUCUUAAGCCUCGGCCUGGUGUUGCAAGAGUUGGAAUUUGGCCUUCCAACUUGGCUCAGCUUGUUGGGAGAGGCUGCGGAACACCCUGCCUGGCGUUCGGUUCCCUUUGCACUGUUGAUUGUUCUGGCUCGUUUCUUGCAGCAAGUGGCAAAACACAGGCGUGUAAAGAUCGUGGAGCAGGCAUCUUCUGCCCUGUGCGCCUUCCUCUUUCGGCGUGCCACGACCUCGGGUGCCGCCGCCGCCUGCAGCGUGGCGGAGCUGCUGAAUGCUGUGCCGCGUUUGGUUGAGGCUACAGCGAAGGGCUCAAGGCCUGAAGGGCCAACAGAGCUGCACAAGUCCCUCGCCACGUGCGGAUAGCUUCAUGACUCAUGAGACCAAGUCUUGGAUCCACACCA
This is a messenger RNA of Durusdinium trenchii, 810 nucleotides long. Lineage: Eukaryota; Dinophyceae; Suessiales; Symbiodiniaceae. The record is from the annotation of a GenBank genome assembly.